Molecule: messenger RNA, 2115 nt
Organism: Mytilinidion resinicola
Lineage: Eukaryota; Fungi; Ascomycota; Dothideomycetes; Mytilinidiales; Mytilinidiaceae
Product: glutamyl-tRNA amidotransferase
Exons: 3
Coding region: 1-1917 (638 amino acids)
Source: RefSeq, a predicted model, not a curated record
AUGGGUCCAAUCGCUCGGUUCCUCAGUGUCAUACUAAGCACCUCAUUCACUCAUGUCUAUGCUGCUUUCUCUUCAUCCGGAUCCACAGUCUUUGUAAACGACAUCGCAUACUUCGUUCCGCCAGAUGUCGUAGGAACGCUGCCGAGCAAAAUCCAGGACUUCACCUCCAGGUUUCACGGUUCGCUAGGACCUGUCCCUAUCACUGUCAUCACUAUUUCAAAACCUGGUUUCCAAGUCUCGGAUUUGUCGGCUCUUGCGGCGAAUUUUUCCGCUUCCGAUGAUGUUUUCCAGGAUGGGUUUUUAGAAGCCCUCUACGUUCAAUAUACUGGCCAUGGCAAUCCUUCGGCGCCUCAAAUCUGCUCCCAAAACGCGGCCAAAGCGGUCAUCGCCAGCAGUACACAAAAGCCUAUUCCAUCAGGCCCUUACUUUGUCACUUCGGCAGGCACAUUGCACAGAGCAUACAGACUGUACUCUGAUUUUGCUGGCGCUUUUACUGAGACUGCCAUCUCGAAUUCUGAAGGCGUUUUCUCCGUCCUUCCAGCCGGCAUUGUUGGUCAAUCGCCAGCAGUUGCGGUACCAUCUAGGCUCUACUUUACCAAAACUGUAGAUAAACCGCUAGCAGGCGUUCGGCUCGGUAUUAAAGACAUCUACGACAUUGCAGGCCUGAAGACUAGCAAUGGCAAUCGCGCAUGGUACGGCCUAUAUCCACCAGCAAACAAGACGGCCGUCGCAGUGCAGAAGCUGAUUGAUGCCGGCGCAAUCGUUGUUGGAAAAAUGAAGACGAGCCAGUUCGCAAAUGGCGAGACCGCAACUGCAGAUUGGGUUGACUAUCACGAGCCAUUCAACCCACGUGGUGACGGCUAUCAAGACACUUCAUCUUCUUCCUCUGGGCCAGGUGCAGGUGAAGGGUCGUAUCCGUGGCUUGACAUAACACUUGGAUCCGACACUGGUGGAUCUAUCCGCGGCCCUAGUGAGGUUCAAGGCCUGUAUGGGAAUAGGCCUUCGCAUGGACUCGUGGAAUUAACUGGGGUUAUGCCGCUUGCUCCAGAGCUUGAUACUUCCGGACUGCUCACUCGCGAUCCCGUUCUCUGGACCGCAGCUGCCAAAGCCUUGUACGGAGACAAUAUCACCGUGACGUCGAAGUAUCCCUCUCAAAUACUUACCGUCGAGUUCCCGGAGUCUGCAGACGAUAUCGCUGAUGGCUUGAUCCUUGACUUCCUGGCCAAUUUGACCGACUUUCUCCAGGCUAACGUGACUGCAUUUAACUUCACCACUGCAUGGGCCGCCGCCAACCCCUCCGCCGCUGAUAUUAACGUCAUCUUGAACACCACCUACCCCCUACUCAUCUCCAAGGAGCAGAUAAAGCUGGUUAGGGAUCCGUUCUACGCCGACUAUGCUGCUGCCCAUAAUGGACGACGGCCGUUCAUCGACCCAACCCCCUUGAUCCGAUGGAGCUACGGUGACAACUCGUCUGCGACUAUUGAAGAGGCUGUGGCCAACAAGACUCAAUUCAUGGACUGGUUCAAUAGCGAAGUGCUUGCUCCAGAUGCUGCGACCUGCUCUAGUAGCUUGUUGCUCUACGUCGGCAGCGACGCGUCUACUGUCUACCGCAACGUAUAUUGGGAUUCGCCGGGAGUCCCCUUUGGGUUUUCGAGCGGCAGGAUAUCGGUCUUCUCUGAGGCGCCGGACUUUGUGGUUCCGAUUGGUCAGGCACCGUACAACUCGACUGUAACCCAGCACGUUGAGUAUCUCCCGGUAACCGUCGACAUGAUGGUGGCAAAGGGGUGUGACGGCAUGCUGUUUUCGUUGAUAGAAGCCUUACUGGCUGCUGGAAUUAUCCAGGUCGCGAAGACGGGAUAUAGCGGCAUUGAUGGUGGAGAGGUCUUGCUCAAACGGAGCUUAGAGUUCGAGCAAUGAAGAAGGCCCUCUAAAUGAUAGCGCGCAGAUGCGUGCACCCCAUCCAAAAGGUAUUACAGAAACCCAAGGACAGAGGAGACCUAAUAGAUGCCUGCCUUAGAAUGGUAGAACCUUCUCUCCGUCUCUCAUUUGCUCUAGAGUGCCCCAAUAGCAUGUGCAAAUAGGAGAUCGAGACGUAAAAAUACGAUGUGACUUGAC